Molecule: messenger RNA, 1129 nt
Organism: Corylus avellana
Lineage: Eukaryota; Viridiplantae; Streptophyta; Magnoliopsida; Fagales; Betulaceae
Gene: G1
Product: transmembrane protein G1P-related 1
Biological process (GO): protein-heme linkage; cytochrome complex assembly
Cellular component (GO): plasma membrane
Molecular function (GO): heme binding
Source: RefSeq, a predicted model, not a curated record
UAAAAGGUUGUAGCUUUUUUGAAGGCAAAUCUAAAGGGACUACUUAUUAAGACAACAAUUUUCGUGGGGUUUUCGUCUCGUCAAGUGAGAAAAAGUUUCUGAAAAAGUCCAAUAGCCGCCUCUUCGUUCUCUUUCUCCCCCACCUAAUUCCCAAAACCCCUAAACCCAGCGCAAUCAUUUUCUUCCUCUUCACAAUUUUCCUCACUUUCCCGAGAAAAUUCUAACCCCCUCUUCAUGGCCGCUCGCCUUUCCCUCCGCCUCAGAUCCCAACUCCUUCGCUCCACCACCACCACCCUUCUUCUCUCUCCCAUCAAAUCCCAACCGUCCAUCCCCAACGAACUUUCUCUAUCCACCCUCCGAUUCCUCUCCACGGCCCGGAGACACCCGUCCCGACCCAAGACCGUAGACAUCGGCGCCCGGGCCCGGCAGCUCCAGACCCGGCGCCUGUGGACCUACGCGCUCACCUUCAGCUGCAUCGCCGGCUUCGUCGUCAUCGUCCUCAAUGGAUUCCAGGACCAGCUCGUCUUUUAUGUCACCCCCACCGACGCGCUUGAAAAGUACGCCGCGAACCCGUCCAAGACCAAGUUCCGAUUGGGUGGUCUAGUCCUCGAGGGCAGCGUGGUUCAGCCGGCCUCGUCGCCCGAGAUGGAGUUCGUGGUCUCCGACCUGAUCACCGACAUUCUGGUGAAGUACCAGGGCUCGUUGCCUGACCUGUUCCGGGAGGGACAUUCCGUGGUGGUGGAGGGGUUCGUGAAGCCCUUCACGGAGGAAGCUCGGCGGGAGGUCUCGGCCAAGAGCGUCUCCAGGAAGGCGAGGAGCGGCGAGUGCUACUUCUCGGCCACGGAGGUGCUGGCCAAGCACGACGAGAAGUACAUGCCCCAGGAGGUUGCCGCGCAGAUCGAGAAGAACAAGAAGAAGAUCGAGGGGGCGGCGCAGGAGGGAGUGAAAGGGUCUUAGGGAGAGUAAUGGGUUGGUGUAACCACUGUCCUAAGAAAGUUCGUUGCGAAUCAAUGAAGAAGAUCAGAUCUUGCCUGUGCUGAGCUUGUCAUUCAUAUCUCUCAUAUAACACCUCUGUCCCGACUAGCCUUUCUUCUCAUUCAUAUAUCUCGUCAUUUCGGUCGUAUUCUUC